AUGUUUCUGACUUCUGUGUCAGGCUUUUUAGCCCUCUCUUUGUUGAACCAUGGUGUCCUAGCUCAGAACCAGCCUGACGUUAUCACCGAUGAUACUCAUUUCUACGGCCAAUCGCCACCGGUAUACCCUACACCUGAGCAAGCGGAAACUGGUUCUUGGUCCAUUGCUGUCUCCAAAGCGAAAGGGCUGGUGGCCCAGUUGACUCUUGAAGAAAAGGUCAACUUGACUGCAGGAGGCCAAACAGCCACUGGUUGUUCCGGCUUCAUCCCUGGAGUUCCCCGUCUAGGUUUUCCAGGCUUGUGUUUGGCAGACGCAGGAAAUGGCGUAAGGAACACGGACUACGUUAGCGCAUUUCCAGCUGGUAUCCAUGUGGGCGCAAGCUGGAACCCCGAGUUGACUUACAGCCGGAGUUAUUACAUGGGCUCUGAGGCCAAGACCAAAGGCGUAAACGUUCUCCUUGGUCCCGUCUUUGGUCCUUUGGGACGCGUCGUCGAAGGUGGCCGCAAUUGGGAAGGUUUCUCAAACGACCCUUACCUUGCUGGCAGACUUGGACACGAAGCAGUGGCCGGCAUUCAGAAUGCUGGAGUUGUUGCUUGUGGAAAGCAUUGGCUUGCUCAAGAGCAAGAAACGCACAGACUUGCCGCACGCGCUACCAAUGCAGAGGCUAUAUCCUCAAAUGUCGAUGACAAGACGCUCCAUGAGUUGUACAUGUGGCCUUUUGCUGAUGCAGUCCAUGCAGGACUUGCCAGUGUCAUGUGCAGUUACAACCGAGCCAACAACUCCUAUGCUUGCCAGAACUCUAAACUUCUCAAUGGUCUUCUCAAGGGAGAGUUGGGCUUCCAAGGUUUCGUCGUUUCGGACUGGGGUGCCCAGCACUCUGGUAUGGCUUCAGCUCUGGCAGGUCUUGAUGUUGCAAUGCCCAGCUCCAUCGUGUGGGGCAAGAAUCUAACGCUUGGUGUUAACAAUGGAACUAUUCCUGAAUCACACGUCGAUGGCAUGGCUACCAGAAUCCUUGCUACAUGGUAUCAGCUCAACCAGGAUCAGCCAGACUUCCCUACUCCCGGUCACGGACUGGCCAAGGACCUCACGGCACCUCAUCCCAUUGUAGAUGCUCGUAACGCGAGUUCCAAGUCUACGCUAUGGGAUGGCGCGGUAGAAGGCCAUGUCCUUGUUAAGAACGACAAUAAGACACUACCGCUCAAGUCCGAUCUGAAGCUUGUAUCUCUAUUCGGAUACUCACACAAGGCCCCUGACAAGAACAACCCAGAGCCCGUGGUCGAGGGUGCCAUGUUUGCUCCCUGGGCUAUCGGUGCCCAAUCUGCCAACAUUACUGAGCUUAACGGGGGUUUCUUGGGAAACUUGAACCUUACAUACUCAGCCAUUGCACCCAACGGUACCAUCAUCUCUGGAGGAGGUUCCGGCGCCGCUGCCGCAAGCUGGAUUAGUUCGCCAUUCGAUGCCCUUGUUUCUCGGGCAAGAAAGGAUGGUACUGCACUAUUCUGGGAUUUCGAAAGCUGGGAUCCUUCUGUUAAUCCUACAUCUCAAGCUUGCAUCGUUGCUGGAAACGCUUGGGCCAGCGAAGGCUGGGACAGACCUGCUGUUUAUGAUGACUACACUGAUAGUCUAAUCAACAACGUCGCCGACAAAUGCGCAAACACAAUUGUUGUUCUUCACAACGCUGGAGCUCGUGUCGUGGAUGGUUUCAUCAGCCACCCCAACGUCACUGCUGUUAUCUACGCACACCUUCCAGGUCAGGACAGUGGAGAAGCACUUGUUUCUUUGCUUUACGGAGAUGAGAACCCUUCAGGUCGUCUUCCAUACACUGUCGCCCGCAACGAGACUGACUAUGGUAUUACACUGAAGCCAGACUUGACUCUUGCCCCCAACAAGUUCCAGCAUUUCCCACAAUCCGACUUCUCUGAGGGUGUCUUCAUUGACUACCGACAUUUCGAUGCCAAGAACAUCACGCCUCGCUACGAGUUUGGCUUCGGUUUGAGUUACACCACAUUUGAGUAUACUGAUCUCCAAGUCUCCGGUCCUGGGGCACAAGCCUCCGAAUACCCGACUGGGGCUCUUACUGAGGGUGGCCGCGCAGACCUUUGGGAUGUUGUUGCUGUUGUCUCAGCCAAGGUCAGCAACACUGGUGACGUCGAUGGUAAGGAGGUUGCCCAACUGUACGUCGGUACUCCUGGGGAUGACGUUCCCGUUAGACAACUCCGUGGCUUUAAGAAGCCCAGCAUCAAGUCUGGAGAGACUGUGGAAGUCAAGUUCGAGCUUACUCGUCGCGACUUGAGUGUUUGGAAUGUUGUCGCCCAAGAAUGGCAGCUCCAACGGGGUGAUUAUAACAUCUUUGUUGGAAGCAGCAGUCGGGACCUUCCUCUUCAAAGCACGCUGAAGAUUGGAGCAUAG
Molecule: messenger RNA, 2409 nt
Organism: Fusarium pseudograminearum CS3096
Lineage: Eukaryota; Fungi; Ascomycota; Sordariomycetes; Hypocreales; Nectriaceae
Exons: 4
Coding region: 1-2409 (802 amino acids)
Biological process (GO): glucan catabolic process
Molecular function (GO): beta-glucosidase activity
Source: RefSeq, a predicted model, not a curated record